Messenger RNA from Venturia canescens, 1993 nucleotides. RefSeq names its product Tryptophan 2,3-dioxygenase vermilion (gene vermilion). The transcript is spliced from 8 exons. The coding region runs from base 544 to 1830 and encodes 428 amino acids. Gene Ontology annotation, molecular function: L-tryptophan 2,3-dioxygenase activity; metal ion binding; heme binding. The record is from RefSeq and is a predicted model, not a curated record. NCBI's taxonomy places the organism in Eukaryota, Metazoa, Arthropoda, Insecta, Hymenoptera, Ichneumonidae.
AACUCUGACGUGAUUCUUCAAUGAAAUUUUCACGAAUUUCCCUCUUUCGAAGAUUCCGAGUAGAAAAAAAUGGAAAAAUCGUUGAUUUUCGAGCCCCAAAAUGUAGUUCAAUCCAAACCAUUAGAAUCGAUCAAACGCGAUUAAAAAACCGUGAAUUUGGGCUGAACUGCUGUUUCUUUCGAGCCACCGAGAUCGUCUAAACAGAAGAAAGAAAUUUGCACCUGAUUUCACCAGCUCUAAUUAGUGUCUAAAAGGUUCGGGGAACGUUUGUAACGAGAACGAGCUUGGUGCGAGGAAGAAUGAACGAAAUUCUUGGUGAAUGAAAAAAGAAAAGUUUGUGAUAACAAGCGAGGAGAGCUCUGGAAUAAAAACGACGAAGGUGGAAAUGUGAGCGUGUUUUCAGUACACAAACCUCGUGACUAAGAAAAAAACAUAUUUGAAUUUCACACCCGAAAAUUUGUGUAUUUUUUCACACGAUACUUGUGAAAAAUUAAAUCCGAUUCGUUGCUCGGGCUAAUUUGUGAGCAGAGUCAAAAAUACGGAAUGGCUUGUCCCGUGGGAAAUGGAACAGAGGAACUUGCGCAGGCGGGUGAUCAGCUGACCGAAGGUCCAGGCCGUGGACUCUUGUACGGCGAAUAUCUGAAACUCGACAAAAUUCUAUCAGCACAAACGCUGGUCAGUGCGGAAUAUGAUAAAGAAGUUCACGACGAGCAUCUUUUCAUCGUGACUCAUCAAGCGUACGAGCUGUGGUUCAAGCAAAUCAUUUACGAGCUCGACUCUGUGAGACGUUUGUUCGACACGGAAGUGGAGGAUUACAGCAGAUCGGAUUCUUGCGAUGGGAGCUCGUCGAGCUCGAAGGGAACUGGGGCCCAUCCGCGUCUCGACGAGACGAGAACUCUGGAAAUCCUCAAGAGGCUAAACCGCAUUGUUCUCAUACUGAAACUACUGGUCGACCAAGUCGACAUUCUGGAGACGAUGACACCGCUGGAUUUCAUGGCAUUCAGGGACUAUCUCUGUCCAGCCUCGGGAUUCCAGUCUUUACAGUUUCGUCUCCUGGAGAACAAGCUCGGAGUCAAGCAGGAACACCGCGUUCGGUACAAUCAAUGUUACACGAAGGUUUUUGGUCGCGAUCCAAAAGCGAUGGAAGCGAUAAGGCGAUCGGAGGAGGAACCGAGUCUGAGUUCGCUGGUACAAGCGUGGCUCUCCAGGACUCCUGGCCUGGAGGAAAGCUGUUUCGACUUUUGGGAUAAAUACCGGAGAUCCGUCGAUGCCAUGCUCGCCGAACAGGAAGAAGCUGCCAGGAAAACGACGAAGGUAGAGGUGCGAAAUUACAUGCUGGCGAAUGUGGAAUCUCGUCGAGCAGUUUUCGACACUAUUUUCAACGAGUCCCACCACAAAGCCCUCGUCGCAAGGGGCGAAAGGAGAUUCACUCAUUCAGCGUUUCAAGGAGCAGUUAUGAUAACGCUUUAUCGCGACGAGCCAAGGUUCAGUCAACCUCAUCAAAUCCUCACGGCCCUUAUGGACAUUGACUCCCUCAUCACUAAAUGGAGGUAUAAUCACGUUAUAAUGGUACAGAGAAUGAUUGGCUCGCAGCGACUCGGUACCGGGGGUUCUUCCGGUUAUCAGUACCUCAAAUCGACUCUCAGCGAUCGUUACAAAGUUUUUCUCGAUCUUUUCAAUCUUUCAACGUUUCUCAUCCCUCGUCCGCUCAUCCCUCCAUUGACAAAGCAAAUGAAAAUGAAAUUAUCCCGGUUCUGGGGGUGCUGGGCACCGGAGGACGAGGCUAUGGAGUUGACCAAUUCUGGGAGUUCAGUCGAGGGAUCCCUAUAGGGUUCGGAAGCCCAAUUUCCAGUUGUUUUUUUUUCCACCAAAAAUGCACGAAACUCUUUAUAAUUCGGAAUUUCAUGAGAACGAAUCGUUCGAUAAAAUUCUUGUAUUUUAUUUUUUCUUAUUAUUAAAAAUAUAUACACUUACACUUUUUUUUUCUGGAAAA